This is a messenger RNA of Vollenhovia emeryi, 884 nucleotides long. Its product is annotated as V-type proton ATPase subunit e 2-like. NCBI's taxonomy places the organism in Eukaryota, Metazoa, Arthropoda, Insecta, Hymenoptera, Formicidae. The coding region runs from base 177 to 443 and encodes 88 amino acids. Gene Ontology annotation, biological process: proton transmembrane transport. The transcript is spliced from 4 exons. Gene Ontology annotation, molecular function: proton-transporting ATPase activity, rotational mechanism. Gene Ontology annotation, cellular component: plasma membrane proton-transporting V-type ATPase complex; proton-transporting V-type ATPase, V0 domain. The record is from RefSeq and is a predicted model, not a curated record.
AGACUCCUCGGUUAGAUCGAUGUUGUCACACUUGUCACGUGAACAGUACGAGGAUUCUCUCAUGUGAUCCUUUCGGCUUUCGAUAGCUGUGAAUAGUCCGUUCGCGUUACGGUCCCUGGCUGCGCGUUCGUUCGCCGUGAUUUUUCGUGGGAUCAGCGAUAGGAUAGGAUAAAAGCAUGGGCGCCUCCGCGAUACCUGUGAUAGCCUUCACGCUCCUCUGGGGUAUCGUGCUAUUCCUGGGAGUAGCCCUGCCACUUUUCGUCCCGAAGGGACCGAACCGUGGAAUACUACAAGUUCUACUGGUAUUAACGGGCUUUACGUGCUGGUUAUUCUGGCUGUGUUGCUACAUGUCGCAGAUGAAUCCACUGAUUGGGCCAAAGUUGGACCGCGUAACCGUCCUAGUUAUGGCUCGAGAAUGGGGUAAUCCUAUCGAAGAUCAUUGAACAUUCCGCGGUAGGCGAAACUGUUGAUUUCAAAUAUGUAUAUCCAUUCCCCGACGUUACUUUUAACGAAAUUGUUUAAUUAUAAGUGUAAAGUUAUGUACGAAUUAUAUAACAGCGCCUGCAUGUAUUCCUACAAAUGGAAUUUCUAAAAGUGGAAUGAUUGUAAUUCAUUCGGUUAUACAUUGCUAAUUUAAUAUGUAUAUAAAGUAUCUAUUGUUAUUGCUUAGAAGUGUGUAAGAAUUUUAAUGUAAUGAUUACUUGAAAAAUUAUUUUUAGAAGUGUCGCAUCUAGAUAUUCGUGUGCAAUGGAUGAUAGCAGAGCCAUUUUGAUCACUAGCGAAAUUUAAUUGGAUCGGUGGAAAACUGCGUUUUAAUUAUAGGUCUGUUUCUUGUAGCCGAACAGGUGCGGCCAGUUAAAAUAAUGUAAUUGUAAUUAACUGGA